Phycodurus eques (leafy seadragon) is the source of this 7091-nucleotide messenger RNA. It is a transcript of the gene plekhg4, whose product is annotated as pleckstrin homology domain containing, family G (with RhoGef domain) member 4. The record is from RefSeq and is a predicted model, not a curated record. The transcript is spliced from 21 exons. NCBI's taxonomy places the organism in Eukaryota, Metazoa, Chordata, Actinopteri, Syngnathiformes, Syngnathidae. The coding region runs from base 1062 to 6128 and encodes 1688 amino acids. Gene Ontology annotation, molecular function: guanyl-nucleotide exchange factor activity.
CACGUCAGGUUUAUUUGAACUAUUUAAAAGUCUGAGCUGCUCGCUGAACAAUGUCACACUGCUGGUGCGCGAGGGCGGGUGUGUCUGUCUGCGUCUGAGUGUGAGAGACAGACAGAGAGAGAGAGAGAGAGAAGAAGAAGAAGAGGAAGAAGAAGAGGGCUCGAGCUGUGCCAGACGGCAGACGGAUUUUUGGGAACGCACGCGCGCUGGCCUCGCUGCGCCGUGUUUGGAUACUUUUGGAGGAUGAGUCCCCGCUCAAGGUCGUCUCACUUGAGGACAACGUUUGGCUCCUCUACCCACCUCCGGAGCGGGCAUCCUCCAUUGCAACGUUUUUGCUCGUCAGGUCAGUCGAUGUGGGAUUUGUUGUCGGUUCGGAGACGGUGAGAUGAGAGGAGAGAUUUGAAGGCGUGUGAUUGGUGGACUGCGUUCUUCCGAUGACGGGGGGCGGCAGCGUUCUGGACCAGUUGCAGUUUAUGGGUCGGACCAAAGAAGAGGGGAUUGCAAUGGUCCAAACGGGAUGUAACGAUUCUGAUUUCAAUCUGCGUCAAUCGCCUUUGUCGAGCUAAUCCGUCCACCUGACGGGUGUGUCGUGCCGAGAUACCCACUACUCCGAGCAUUAAUUUAUAUAUAUUUUUUUCACGGUCCAUUGUUGCUCCGUUCUAAAUCCGCGGUCUGACUGAGCGGCGCGACGAACCGGCGAAACCGGUUCCCAGGGAUUCGAACGAGGAACCGAAUGCUACUGCUACUGUGGCGUUGAUAAGGAUUCGAUUCAAUGGAAUGGAUUCAUUUCUUAUCAGAGCACCCGGAGAAUCGGUUUUCAAUUAUCAUCCCUAAAGGUGACGCGCGACCCCUUAACAGCGUCACAGAAAUUCGACAUUUCCCAAAUUCCUGAACGGAAGACACAACUACAAAGCGGAACGCACAACAAGCAAGGACACGCUUGCGUGCGCUACGCGUGACCGUCCGGGCCGCGCGUCGGCCGAGCCGCGUGAGAAGGUCGUCCUUCGACUUCUACUUGCCGCUCUGCGCGUCGGCGAGCGUCUGCGCUAGGAGUCUCGGGCAUGGCCUGGCUGGACUCCGUGAGCGGGGAGCGGCCGGGAGUUUCCGGACCGGGACGCCGCCUCCUCUCUGCGCAGCGCGACGUCUUCCGGGUCGCCUCCCCCGAGGACGCCGGGCUAGAAGCGGACCGACGGGCGGCCCGCGGCGAGAGCGAGGAGUCGGAGGGCGAGUACGUGGCUGCGACGGAGAUGAGGCUGCCCGGAUUUUCCCCGCAGGACGGAUCCUCGACCCGGGCCGGUCAUCGCACGCGCACGCCGACCGAUCGGGUGCCCUCCGGCCGCCGAUCGCGUGAUCCGGCAGCCCCGACCGCGCCAACCGAAAGGCGGCAGCGGACGAAGGGCUCGGAGCAGCGGAGGCGGGGAGGAGAGGACGUGCUCCGCCGGGAGAAGGACGAGACGGCGACGGGCGGAGAGCGGGAACGAGAGGAACGACGGGACCGGACGGAAGCCGCCGGAAAACGAGGGGCGGCGGAAGUCCGGCCGACGAUCCCAACGGGAAGCGGACGGGGUGGAGACGGAGGGAAAAAGCAAGCGAAAGGAGGGCCGGGAGGGCAAGAAGAGAAGGACUCUUAUUUUGAAAAGCUGCCACAACAAAACAUACACACUGAGGACUUUUAUUCUGAAAAGCUCCCAGAACAAAUUCAGACUGAAGGCUCUUAUUCUGAAAAGCUUCCUGAACAAACUCACAAUGAGGACUCUUACCCUGAAAAUCUUCCGCAACAAAACAUACACACUGAGGACUUUUAUUCUGAAAAGCUCCCAGAACAAAUUCAGACUGAAGGCUCUUAUUCUGAAAAGCUUCCUGAACAAACUCACAAUGAGGACUCUUACCCUGAAAAUCUUCCCCUAAAAAACAUACACGUUGAGGAUUUUUAUUCUGAAAAGCUUCCAGAACAAAUUCCCACUGAGGACUCUUAUUUUGAAAAGCUGCCACAACAAAACAUACACACUGAGGACUUUUAUUCUGAAAAGCUCCCAGAACAAAUUCCCACUGAGGACUCUUAUUCUGAAAAGCUGCCACAACAAAACAUACACACUGAGGACUUUUAUUCUGAAAAGCUCCCAGAACAAAUUCAGACUGAAGGCUCUUAUUCUGAAAAGCUUCCUGAACAAACUCACAAUGAGGACUCUUACCCUGAAAAUCUUCCGCAACAAAACAUACACAAUGAGGACUUUUAUUCUGAAAAGCUCCCAGAACAAAUUCAGACUGAAGGCUCUUAUUCUGAAAAGCUUCCUGAACAAACUCACAAUGAGGACUCUUAUUCUGAAAAGCUGCCACAACAAAACAUACACACUGAGGACUUUUAUUCUGAAAAGCUCCCAGAACAAAUUCAGACUGAAGGCUCUUGUUCUGAAAACCUUCCUGAACAAACUCACAAUGAGGACUCUUACUCUGAAAAGCUUCCGCAACAAAACAUACACACUGAAGACUUUUAUUCUGAAAAGCUCCCAGAACAAAUUCAGACUGAAGGCUCUUGUUCUGAAAAGCUUCCAGAACAAAUACAACAAAUGCACAGUCUUGCUGAGGACUCUUAUUUUGAAGACAGUUUGGCACCCGUUUCAAUCGCCACGCGCACCAAAGACUCUUAUUGUGAAAGGAAAUGGCAACACAGGGAGUCCUACCAAAGCCUGGCUUCGUUCCAGUCCAGCUUCAGCAGGACGCUGCUGCACUCUGGAGUCAUCGCUUUGCCUGGAAGUCGAGAUCGAAGCGGACGCGCUCUUCUGACGGUGGACGCCGGAAACGGCGCCGUGUGGUCCAGGCCCGAAUGCCGGCGUGGCGAGCUUCUCCGCCUGAUGCUCUACUACGCCUCCACGCUCAGUGCGGCCGACGCUCCCGCCGUGACGGCGCUGGUGGACGCCCGCCGGGCCGCGCCCGCGCCCGCCCUCCUCGCCGCUCUCGAGGCCGUGCAGGAGGAGCUUCCGAACCGCCUGCGCAGCGUGUUGGUGCUCGUCGACCGGGACGCGGACGCGCCCGUGCGGGUGGACAAACGGACGCAGGUGGAGGUGUUGACCUCGCUCGAGUGUCUUGCUGAGCGCGUGGAUCCCGAGCAGCUUCCGGGAGAGUUUGGAGGCUCUUUCCGCUUCAGCCACAGCAGCUGGCUGGCCUUCCGAUACAGAGUGGAGCAGCUGACCAAUCAGUGCAAAGACGUCAUCCAGCUGCUGCGCGAGAAUGUCGACAUCAUGGAGGACACGCGCCUACCCGACACCCGCCAGGAUGCCGAGCGUCAGCUGAGCGGCUACCGGGCGUUGAUGAGCGGCGUCCUCGGAGACGGCCGAUUGGCGCGCUUGCAGCGGGAGGGCGGGACCUCGCUGUCGCUGCUGCGGCGGGACGGCGACGGCGAGGGCGGCCCUGCGGCGGCGGCGGCGGACGGCGUUUCCCGUCUGUACGAGCGGGCGGACGAGCUGCUCCACCGACUGGUGGCCGUCAACAACGGCAGGACGCGGCAGCUCCACUUCAUCCGAGACUUCUGGGCAGCGGCCGACGCCUUCGCGCAGGUGAGGGCGUGGAUGGAGGGCGAGGGCGAGCUGCGACUCGGGAGCCUCGGCCGACCGGACGGCUCGCCGGAGGCCCUGCGCCGGAAGCGGCGGGACUUCCGAGACUUCUGCUCCUCGGCGCGCGCCCGGUGCGAGGAAGGCGAGGUUCUGCUGCGCGGUCUGGACCGCUGGCGCCGCGUCUGGACUUCGGACCUGCGCGCCUACGAGGUCCGAGUGGGCUCCAUGUGGGCUCAGCUCCGAGAGUUCUCGCGGCGCGUGGACGCCGCCGGACGGCAAAUCGACAAGGCCGUCGCGCUCUACCGAUUCCUGGACCACGCAUACGGCCGGGCGAUCGAGAGUCGCCACCGUCUGGCCGCCAUCGCCGCGGAGAGGAACAUGUCGCCGGAGCGGUGCCGGGCCGCCAUUGGUUCCUUGGAGGAGCACGGGCGCCGUUACCCUCCGAUCCCAGAGGCCGCUUUCCAGGAGAUGGAGGCGCUGGCCGACGAGCUGCGGGACGAGCGCGCCGUGCGGCAGCUGAGCUUCGCCCGCGCCACGUGUCUGGAGGCCCGCGCCACGUUCGACAAGAAGAUGGCCGACGCGCGGUCGGCUCGAGAUUCGGCCCGCGAGCGACGCUCGCGCUUAAGCGCCGCGUCCGCGGAGACGCCCACGGGGGCCGGCGACGCCGCCCGGAGCCCUCCGUCGGCCCCCGUCGACCCCCGGCGAGCGUCCCUCCUCUGGCGCCUGUUUGGCGGCGACCCCGCCAGGCCCCGCCUCCACUCGUCCGCCGGCUCCACCCCUUGCUCCUUCCCCCGCCUGCUUCGUAAAACGCAGAGCUUCGACUGUCCCGCCGCCGCCGGCCAGAAGGCGUGCCGCUCGGGCCCCCCUGCCCGCGCCCUCGGCGAGCCGGCGCGCAGAGGAAACACGGGCGUGUUCAUCCGAGGUUUGGAGGUCAGCAGCACUGAGUGCGCCGAGCGAAACCCGCGCCCCAGGCCCGAAGUCCGGGCGGGGCACGGACGGCGUGGGCCCGGCACGCCGGGGACCCCCGCCGCGCCUGAGAGUCACUCUGCGGCAGGACGGGGUGACGGAAGGUGGGUUGUUGCCGCGGUUACGCGAGUCAAGCUGGCGGCUCGCCGCCGUGGUAACAGAUCAGAUACAUUCGGCAACCGGUGGUGGCGCCAGUUGGUUGUUUCCAUAGUAACACACCAGUCAAGGAAGUUGCGUCACAUCGUGGAGGAAAUGGUGACCACGGAGCGCAAGUACGUGCGCUCUCUACGCUACGUGAUUGAUCACUACUUCCCCGAGAUGGAGCGCGAAGACCUCCCCCAGGACCUGCGCGGGAAACGCUUCGUGGUCUUCGGGAACCUGGAGAAGCUUCUGGACUUCCACAGCCAGUUCUUCCUGAAAGAACUGGAGGCCUGCUGGAAACAUCCGCUGAGGGUGUCGCAGUGCUUCCUCAGACACCAGGAGCAGUUUAGCCUGUACGCGCUGUACAGUAAAAACAAGCCAAAGUCGGACGCUCUGCUGGCCAAUCACGGCCUCGCCUUCUUCAAGAGGAAGCAGCGCGAGCUGGCCGACAAGAUGGACUUGUGCUCGUACCUGCUGAAGCCGGUUCAGCGGAUGAGCAAGUACGCGCUGCUGCUGGACGACCUCAUCAAGGAAGUGGGCGGGGCGCAAGAGGCGGAGCUCACCUCGCUGCGGGAGGCCGUCGCCAUGGUGAAGUUCCAGCUUCGCCACGGCAACGACCUUCUCGCCAUGGACGCCAUCCGACAUUGCGACGUCAACCUGAAGGAGCAGGGUCAGCUGCUGCGCCAGGACCAGUUCACCGUGUGGACCGGGAGGAGGAAGUGCGAGAGGCGGGUCUUCCUGUUUGACGAGCUGCUGCUCCUCAGCAAAGCCAAGAAGAUGGACGGACGCCUCGACGUCUUCGUAUACAAACACUCCUUCAAGACGGCGGACUUGGGUCUGACCGAGUCGAGGGGAGAUGACGGUCUUCGCUUUGCCAUUUGGUUCCGGAGGAGGACGUCCAAGAACCAGACACUGACCCUGCAGGCCGCCGGCGCCGACGUUAAACGCGCCUGGACGCACGAGCUGACCAGAAUCCUCUGGACGCAGGCCACCAGGAACAAAGAGGCGCGUCUGAAGGAGAUGCUGUCCAUGGGGGUGGGCAACAAGCCUUAUUCGGACAUCCGGCCCAGCGCCGCCGCCAUCAGCGACCGAGCCGUUCACUACGUCACCGGGACACGAGGCGCAAGGACUCGAGCGUCCAUCGCCGUGUCGGCCUCCGAUCGCGCCGACCCUUUCGAGCGCGAGGCGGCGACCUCUGACCCUUCGUCGUCCAGCUUGCUGGGCUCCCUCGACCUGCACCUGUUCCGCCACGAGCCGCCGGGGGACGCCGCCUUCGUCACGUCGCCGUGCAUCGAGGAAGACGAGCGGGAGCACGAGACCGCCAGCCAGCCCUCCAUCGCCACAGAAAGUUCCGGCUCGUCACCUCGUCGCCGCGCGGGGUCGACGGGCUCCGACUCGGGCUGCGCCUCCUCCUCCCGCCUCCGGGACCCGAGCUCCGCCUCGUCCUCUCGCUCCUCCCGGAAACUUUGAGUCGUCACGCGCGCACACGCUUCCCAUUUGAGUGCCAUCGCUUCCCGAAAGGGCCGCUCGUCCUCAGGGGGCGGAGUCCGUCGUCGGCCCGGCGCCGACCCGCUUUGGACGCUUCCUGUCGACGACGCCUGCCGUUGCCGUGGCGACCUGAGGGACAAAUGUCCUAAAGGCUGCUUUUUCACACCCUUUGAAGACACUUCCUGAACGCACCGCCGGUGUCGGUGCGUGUGCGUCUGCUGCCACUUUUCCUACAUGAAUUCAAAACAAGGACUGACUCAUUUUGUCGAGCUGGGUGAUUUUCAAAUUGCCACCCCAAAAAUAAUUGGCUGUCCGCGUUGCACUAGAAUGAGCAACGUUCAAAUACACCAGCGUAGCAAUCGGCAUAUGACGACAUGUAUGGCAGGUCGGACACUAAAGAAGGAGAAAAGGAUCUAUACGGGCUGGCCAGGCAGAGGGAUAGAGAUGAGAAGGAUGGGUGGAGGCAUUCACUGGAAAGGAGAGGAAUGAAGAUGAAGUAGAAGUAAGACGUGCGCAUGAAUGAGAGGGCUGGUGGGGGAAGAGAUAGCAAGGGUGGAGGACUUUCGACACUUGGGGUCAAGCGUCCAGAGCAACGGUGAGUGUGGUCAGGAAGUGACGACCAAGGUUAGACGUUUUGGACAAAGUUCAAGAGAGCAGACCUGGAUGGUUUGGACACGUCCAGAGGAGAGGGAGUCAGUAUAUUGGCGGAAGGAGGAUGAGGAUGGAGCUGCCAGGCAAGAGAGCGAGAGGAAGAGCGAAGAGAAGGUCGAUGGACGUCGUGAGGGCAGUUGGUGGAUGCGGGAGGUAGGACGCGCUGUGGCCGCCCCCGAUGGGACAAGCCAAAAGGAAAAGAAGAAGAGCAUGACCUUCUCAUCGUUGACGACGACAUCAUCACGUGAAGAAAAGUGAAUUCAUCACAUUUUGCAAUAAAAGUCUUUAUUAUUU